AUUGGCUGCCAAGUACUUCAACUGUUUUAGCUCUAUCAUCUUAUAGACAUCCACGAGCUAUGGCAGAACGACCAGUAGCAGAUAUUACAGUUCCAUCACAGGAUCCAAAGGAGAAGAAGAAAGAAGAGGACAAGAAGCUAGACACUAAAGCGAAUGGUGUAAAGGACGAGGAGGAGGAACUGUCGGAAGAAGAUGCACAGCUCAAAUCUGAGCUGGAGAUGCUCGUUGAACGGUUAAGGGAAUUAAACACGGAUCUCUACCGUCCUGCUCUUGAAACGCUCCGGACACUCAUAAGAACAUCCACGUCGUCCAUGACUUCCGUUCCGAAACCACUCAAGUUUCUACGCCCACACUAUCCCGGCCUGCAGGAGUUGUUCGAGACAUGGCCCGCAUCUGAAAACAAGAGUCUAUUUGCCGACAUUCUCUCUGUUCUUGCUAUGACCUACUCUGAUACUGAACCACGAGGAACCCUCCGCUAUCGCCUUCUUUCUGCAUCCCUCCUCCCUCCUACAUCCAAAAUCUCUGAACCUGGUUCUUGGGGGCAUGAAUACGUUCGUCAUCUCGCUGCUGAACUAGGAGAGGAGUAUACCAUCCGUCAAGAGGGUGAAGAGGCAGUCCCCCUGCCCACAGCAGAAGCUGAUUCAGACGCGCCUAAAUCAAAGCCUGCUCCGGUCCCUGGCACCAUCGAAGACUUACAUAACCUUGGCUUAGAAUGCGCCACGUUCUUCUUAGGGCACAACGCCGAGCCAGACGCCGUAGACUUGUUCGUGGAGCUCGAGAUUGUUGAUAGGAUAGCAAGUCUCGUGGAUGCAAACACGUUCGGUCGUGUGUGUGCAUACAUGGAUCGAUGCGUCAUGCUCCUCCCACCUCCUGACGAUGUCACUUUCUUGCGCACGAUACACAAGAUCUACCUCCAAUUCUCCAAAUUCCCCGAGGCUCUCGGUGUGGCUAUCCGCCUCAAUGACGCUGCGCUCAUUCGACAAGAUUUCAAUGCAUCUGGCAACCCAAUAAUGAGGAAGCAGCUUGCUUUCCUUCUUGCACGUGCACAAAUUCCCAUCGAAUGGCUGAAAGCGUCGGCUUCAGAAGACCCAGAUGCAGACGCAGAAGAUGACUUCCCAGAAGACAUCCUAGAAUGUCUAAGCAACACACAGCUCAGCAGACAUUUCAAGGAGUUCGGGAAAGAAGUGGGCGUUGCAGAUCCGAAGAGCCUUGAAGAUGUCUACAAGAGUCAUCUGGAAACUACAAGAUCGGGGCUGUCUGCCAACGUCGACUCGGCUCGUGCUAACCUUGCAGGCACAUUUGUCAAUGCAUUCGUUAACGCUGGUUUUGGUAACGAUAAACUGAUGGUAGAAGCCGAAGAGGGCAGCAGCUGGGUUUACAAGAACAAAGACCAUGGCAUGAUGAGCGCUGCAGCCAGUCUUGGACUUGGACUCCUCUGGGAUACGGAUGUUGGCCUUAGCCACAUCGACAGAUAUACAUACUCCCCUGAAGAGUGGAUCAAGGCUGGUGCAUUUUUAGCCACAGGCCUGCUGAAUGCAGGUGUGCGCACGGAAGCAGACGCCGCCCUUGCACUGCUAGCAGAACACGUAGAGAACAAAUCUGUCCCACUCAAAAUAGCCGCAAUCAUGGGGCUCGGUGUAGCAUACGCAGGCUCGCAUCGCGAGGACUUACUCACUCUCCUCCUUCCUGCAGUCGCAGACGACAGCGUAUCGAUGGAGAUCGCUGCACUCAGCGCGCUUGCACUGGGAUUCGUGUUUGUAGGUAGCGGAAACGGGGAGAUUACGAGCACGAUCUUACAGACACUGAUGGAGAGAGAUGACAAGGCAUUGGACGAGAAGUGGGGACGAUUUAUGGCGUUGGGGUUGGCGCUGCUUUACGUUGGCUUGCAGGAUGCUUCGGAUGCCACGCUCGAGACGCUGAAGGCUAUUCAGCACCCGAUUUCAAGGCAGGCGCAAAUUCUUGUGGAGGUGUGCUCCUUCGUUGCCACCGGGAACGUCCUGCGGGUGCAGAGAUUGCUGCACUUGUGUGGCGAGCACCUUGAUGCCCUCAAGGAGAAGGAGCAAGCUGAGAGUGCGGAGGCGAAGAAGGACGAGAACAAGGAUGAGAAGAAAGAGGACAAGAAACCCGACGAUACAUUCCAAUCGUUCGCCGUUCUCGGUAUUGCGAUGAUCGCCAUGGGAGAGGAUAUUGGUGCCGAGAUGUCCAUGAGGCAAUUCAACCACUUGAUGCACUACGGCGAUCCCAUCAUCCGCAAAUCUGUCCCCCUUGCUCUCGGCCUCAUCAGCGCCUCAAAUCCACAGCUCCCCGUCCUCGAUACACUCUCAAAAUACAGCCACGACCACGACCUCGCAGUCGCACUCAAUGCUAUCUUUGCAAUGGGCCUCGUGGGUGCGGGCACGAACAACGCACGACUUGCACAGAUGCUCCGUCAGCUCGCGGGGUACUACUACAAGGAGCCUGAUUGUUUGUUCAUGGUCCGCAUCGCGCAAGGUCUCGUACACAUGGGCAAGGGCACGAUUGGGAUCAAUCCUUUCUUCUCGGAUAGAAACAUCAUGAGUCGACCGGCUGUUGCGGGUUUACUGGCGACGAUCAUGGCGUUUACGGAUGCUAAAGCCUUCGUGCUCGACAAGUACCAUUGGAUGCUUUACUUCCUGGUGACUGCCAUGUACCCUCGCUUCCUCAUCACGCUCGAUGAGAACCUUGAGAGCAAGCCUGUGACAGUUCGUGUCGGUCAGGCUGUGGACGUCGUCGGCCAAGCCGGCAAACCACGCACGAUAUCAGGCUUCCAGACGCACCAGACGCCUGUACGACUGGGGACGACAGAGCGUGCAGAGUUGGCGACGGAAGAAUUCAUUCCGUAUGCACAUGUUCUAGAGGGCUUUGUUAUACUACAGAAGAACCCUGGGUGGGAGAAGGAGGAUACGAUGCAAAUGUAGGUAUAUUACAUGCCGUUGUGCGUGAAAAUUGGGAAUACAUGAUAGGGUAUCACUUGUUUUACAAUCAAAGGCGACAUGAAACAUGAUG
Suillus discolor is the source of this 3024-nucleotide messenger RNA. RefSeq names its product 26S proteasome regulatory complex non-ATPase subcomplex Rpn1 subunit. Gene Ontology annotation, biological process: regulation of protein catabolic process; proteasome-mediated ubiquitin-dependent protein catabolic process. Gene Ontology annotation, molecular function: enzyme regulator activity. Gene Ontology annotation, cellular component: proteasome regulatory particle, base subcomplex; proteasome complex; nucleus. The record is from RefSeq and is a predicted model, not a curated record. The transcript is spliced from 13 exons. Bases 60 to 2936 code for a protein of 958 amino acids. Lineage: Eukaryota; Fungi; Basidiomycota; Agaricomycetes; Boletales; Suillaceae.